CUGUGUCAGUGUUUGUCAAGAGAACAGAGGAACAUGGCUUCAUCCUUUCUGAGCUUCUCCCUCCUCUUCAUCACUGUCUACACAGCAGAUGGAUUUAUGCAUUAUGAUGCGGCACACUGUCAGUUUAACUCCACUGAGCUGAAGGACAUCAGGUUCAUCAGGUCUUGGUAUUAUAACAGGUUGGCGUACACCAGGUUUGACAGCAGUGUGGGGAAGUUUGUUGGAUUCACUGAGUACGGAGUGAUGAACGCAGAGUACUGGAACAACGAUACUUCAAUCCUGGCUCAGAUGAAUGUUGCGAGGGAGACAUACUGCCAACACAACAUUGGGAUCUGGUACAACAAUGUUCUGACUAAAUCAGUGAAGCCGUAUGUGCGGCUGCACUCUGAGACUCUCUCUGCUGGUAAUCAUCCCUCCAUGUUGGUCUGCAGCGUCUACAGCUUCUACCCCAAACAGAUCAUAGUGAAAUGGCUCAGAGACGGACAGGAAGUCACCUCUGAUGUCACUUCCACUGACGAGAUGGCAAACGCUGAUUGGUACUACCAGAUCCACUCCCACCUGGAGUACACGCCCAGGUCUGGAGAGAAGAUCUCCUGUAAGGUGGAACACGCCAGCCUGAGUGAGCCUCUGUACACUGACUGGGAUCCGCCCCUGCCUGAGUCACAGACAAACAAUAUCGCCAUUGGAGCGUCAGGACUGACCCUGGGUCUGAUCUUUCCUCUCGCUGGAUUCAUCUACUACAAGAGGAAGUCCAGAGGACAAAUUCCGAUCCCCUCUAGAUUCUUGUCCUGAUCCUGGUCCUGGUCCUGGUCCUUCCUGGUCCUUCUUGGUCCUG
This is a messenger RNA of Scomber japonicus (chub mackerel), 835 nucleotides long. RefSeq names its product H-2 class II histocompatibility antigen, E-S beta chain-like. Gene Ontology annotation, molecular function: MHC class II protein complex binding. Gene Ontology annotation, biological process: immune response; peptide antigen assembly with MHC class II protein complex; antigen processing and presentation of exogenous peptide antigen via MHC class II. NCBI's taxonomy places the organism in Eukaryota, Metazoa, Chordata, Actinopteri, Scombriformes, Scombridae. The record is from RefSeq and is a predicted model, not a curated record. Gene Ontology annotation, cellular component: membrane; MHC class II protein complex. The coding region runs from base 34 to 792 and encodes 252 amino acids. The transcript has 6 exons.